AGCCUGAGGCGAGGGCGGCCGCGGAGGGUUCGCGCCUUAGCGCCCUUGGCGUCAGGGAGCUCCCCCGGGAGUCGCGAGGCGGGCGUUGCUGGGGCCCGCGAAGAGGACGGAGUCAGCCAAGAACCGGCAGCAUCCCGGCUGCCGCAUUGGCUUCCACUAGCCGUUAAGCGCUGUGAGCGCCAUGGCUGAGGUGCACGUGAUCGGGCAGAUCAUGGGGGCCACCGGGUUCUCGGAAAGUAGCCUCUUCUGCAAGUGGGGCAUCCACACAGGGGCAGCAUGGAAGCUCCUGUCAGGUGUGCGGGAGGGCCAAACGCAGGUGGACACCCCUCAGGUAGGGGACAUGGCCUACUGGUCCCACCCCAUCGACCUGCACUUCGCCACCAAAGGUCUCCAAGGUUGGCCCCGGCUCCAUCUCCAGGUGUGGUCCCAGGACGGCUUUGGCCGCUGCCAGCUUGAAGGCUAUGGCUUUUGCCAUGUGCCCAGCAGCCCCGGGACCCACCAGCUGCAGUGCCCCACGUGGCGGCCCCUGGGCAGCUGGCGGGAGCAGCUGGCGCGGGUCUUUGUGGGCGGUGGGCCGCAGCUGCUGCACGGGGACACCAUCUACAGCGGGGCUGACCGCUACCGCCUGCACACAGCCGCAGGUGGCACUGUGCACCUGGAGCUUGGCCUGCUGCUGCGCCACUUCGACCGCUACGGUGUUGAGUGCUGAGGAGGCUCUGCCCGAGCUGUCACCGGCAUCCACACCCCUGCGCGGCCAGCGAGGGUCAGGAUGGCACAGUGGUCAGCAUCGGGAGCCUGAGACUUGUCUGCAGCUAACGCAUGGGACGACUUCGGUCCUUGCCAGGACCUCCAGGCCUGUAACUGCCCCUUGCUGCCCAGUUUCUGUCUCUGUAAAAUGGGGCAGGAAGGAUGCCAGCACCCGGGGGGUCGGGUGAGAAGGGGCUGCUUAGCACCCGGGCAGGGUUCAAUUAAAGGUGGGUGCAUCUUAUAGGUACCAGUGCCUUCGUGACCCCCUUCUUGUGCCCCCUCGCCUGCUGCCCUCUUUCCUCGGGCCCCCAUCCUGUGUCCUAGCCCCUCACUCUUCCAGUUCUUAGACACCCCUCGCCCUAGUCCCCCCUCUCCCAGUGUCCCCUCCCUGCCAAGUCUCUCACCGCGCAUGGCCCCACUGCGAUGGUGCAUCUCAGGCACCGCUUUGGUAGCACUCAGCCGCCAGGAGGCAGCACCCCUUUCCCGUUCGCGGGGCGGAGCCGGGUGCCCGCCCCCCCAGGGCAGAAGGGACCCCCCUCGGAGC
Molecule: messenger RNA, 1291 nt
Organism: Lepus europaeus (European hare)
Lineage: Eukaryota; Metazoa; Chordata; Mammalia; Lagomorpha; Leporidae
Gene: B9D2
Product: B9 domain containing 2
Exons: 4
Coding region: 182-709 (175 amino acids)
Biological process (GO): cilium assembly
Cellular component (GO): MKS complex
Source: RefSeq, a predicted model, not a curated record